Molecule: messenger RNA, 369 nt
Organism: Exophiala aquamarina CBS 119918
Lineage: Eukaryota; Fungi; Ascomycota; Eurotiomycetes; Chaetothyriales; Herpotrichiellaceae
Exons: 1
Coding region: 1-369 (122 amino acids)
Source: RefSeq, a predicted model, not a curated record
AUGACAGCAAGCGCACCUGCACCAAUCGCACUGACCUCGUCGCUCUCACCGGGGUGCAUCCUGUCCGUCAAGGUGUGGAUCCCAGAGGAGAAGAUCGCCGAGUUCUUCGAGUUGUUCAAGCCCGCCUACGACGCUGUGGUGGCCGAACCCGAAUGCCGAUUUUUCGUCGUGUCCAGGAACCCGCACGAUCCCACGUGUCUGAGUUGGGUGGAGGGCUGGGCGAAACCGGUUCAGUGGCUCAGUGAAGUGCAAUUGAAGAAGGCCUAUUACGAACCCUACAUCAGCACUACGGAGAAGUGGUUUCUGAAGCCCCGCCAGUUUGAGAUCACGAAUGUGGAGGAGGGACUGGCUCAUUUCAAGUUGCCUUAA